Acanthochromis polyacanthus (spiny chromis) is the source of this 5505-nucleotide messenger RNA. RefSeq names its product rho GTPase-activating protein 22 (gene arhgap22b). Gene Ontology annotation, biological process: signal transduction; activation of GTPase activity. Bases 172 to 2421 code for a protein of 749 amino acids. Lineage: Eukaryota; Metazoa; Chordata; Actinopteri; Pomacentridae. The record is from RefSeq and is a predicted model, not a curated record. The transcript is spliced from 10 exons. Gene Ontology annotation, cellular component: focal adhesion. Gene Ontology annotation, molecular function: GTPase activator activity.
UCUUUCCAUUCUCCUCCCCUACCAUAUUCACCCAACCCCCUAGCUGCCGGCCGCACUGCAGAAGGUCAGAAGCAGAAGAAGAGGAGAGAGGCAGCGAGAGGCAGAGGGAGACACAGGGUGGGGUGCUUGGAUGUACAUGAACAUGCCGACAGGAGAGCGUGUGGACGAGCGAUGACAGCCAUGCUGAGCCCAAAGAUCAGACAGACCAGGAGAGCCAGGUCCAAGAGCAUGGUGAUGGGUGAGGUGUCUCGAGGCCCAUGCCGGCCGGCCUCCCCCAGCCUCCAGGAGGGGGCGUUGAAGGCCGGCUGGCUGAAGAAGCAGCGCAGCAUCAUGAAGAACUGGCAGCUCCGAUGGUUUGUGCUGCGCUCAGACCAGCUCUACUUCUACAAAGAUGAGGAAGAAACCAAACCGCAGGGCUGUAUACCCCUGCAGGGAUGCCAGGUCAACGAACUCACAGCGAACCCGGACGAACCAGGAAGACACCUAUUUGAGAUCGUACCAGGUGGAACAGGAGACAAGGACCGGGCCCCCAUCAGCCAUGAAUCCUUCCUGCUCAUGGCAAACUCCCAGACUGACAUGGAUGACUGGGUCAAGGCCAUACGACGGGUCAUCUGGGCGCCAUUUGGAGGAGGGAUCUUUGGCCAACGUCUAGAGGACACGGUGCAGUACGAGAAGAAGUUUGGCCCCCGCCUGGCUCCCUUGCUGGUGGAGCAGUGUGUGGACUUCAUCAGAGAGAGGGGUCUGGAUGAAGAGGGUCUCUUCCGGAUGCCAGGACAGGCCAACCUCGUCAAAGAGCUGCAGGAGGCUUUCGACUGUGGGGACAAGCCUUUGUUUGACAGUAACACAGACGUCCACACGGUGGCAUCAUUGCUGAAGUUGUACCUCCGAGAGCUGCCUGAACCAGUGAUCCCCUUCUCCAAAUAUGAAGACUUUCUGACCUGUGCGCAGCUUUUGGCCAAAGAUGAGGAGGAGGGGGUCCAGGAGCUUGAAAAGCAAGUUAGCACUCUACCUCUGCCCAACUACAAUCUCCUCAAGUACAUAUGCAAAUUCCUUGAUGAGGUCCAGUCCCAUUGUAAUGAGAACAAGAUGAGUGUCCAGAACCUCGCCACAGUAUUUGGACCAAAUAUCCUUCGACCUAAGAUGGAGGACCCUGUCACUAUCAUGGAAGGUACAUCUCUGGUCCAGCAUCUGAUGACUGUCCUCAUUAGGGAACACAACCGUUUGUACUCAGGGAGGGACCUGGAAGGGCCCGCUCUACCCCAAACUGAGCUCCCGAUCCAGGGGCAUCAGCUCCAACAUCGCAGCUUGGGAGCUUGGAUCUCUGAAGAAGAUCUGCAGACCUGUCCCAUCUCCAACCCCGACCAAGAACUGCACAGUAGUGCCUCGUCGCUGGAUGCCAAACUGUGUGCAGCUGUCACUCCCACCCAGACUCCCAAUCCAAACACGGGACCAAAACUUGGGUCUCCAUCAGGGAAGGGCGAGACAGUGGUCAGCCCAAGCAAACAAGCCAAGACCAUACCUUCCUGGAAAUACUCAUUCAAAAGCUCCUCAGCACCUCGUUCCCAGCAGCAAGCUAAGCAGAGCAGCAGCGGCGGCUCAGUGACAGAUACAACCAGCGUGUCUUCGGGUGGUGGAGGAGGUGGAAGCGGAGGUAACUGGCUCAUGAAUGGUUUGUCCUCCUUGAGGGGACACCGGCGCACGUCUUCAGGUGAGCGUUCUGCUCGUGAUCGCGACUCCACUGGCUCGUCUCAGAGGCUCUCCACCUACGACAACGUCACUUCUUCCUCCAGCAUGGGCAGCGUUCCAAGUGUAUCCAGCACACCGUGGUCCACGUCCUCUUGUGAAAUCUCCGUCCCCGACUCCGGAAGUGAGCCAUCACCACAUCAGAACUGUCGAGGUGGGGUAGAGGGUGGAGAAAAAGGUGAGUGGAUGGAAGGCCAGAGAGAUAUUGACAGAGGAAGGGAUGGAGGGAUGACAACAGAGCCGAGCUCUGAGCAGGACAGUUGUGAGGCCAUGGAGCUGUGCAGCAGCAGUGCAGUCUGCAGCGAAAAUGGAAACAUAGCCAUGGUCGCCGGGGUGCCGUCCAUCAUCAUGUCCGAAGAUGAAGAUAGGACAAACCUAACACUAAGUAGCUUGGCGGAGGGACUGAAGGAAGAGUUGAGAAAACAGAAGACUUCAUAUGAGGCCAGGAUCCAAAAACUGGAGGAGUCCAGCGCUGCUCUCUGUGCCCAGAUGGAGCGUUUGGAACAAGAGAUGGAGCAGGAGAGGAAGAAGCAACGCAUGCUGGAGAUCAAACUACGAAACUCCGAGCGGGCACGGGAGGAUGCAGAGAACCGCAACCGGCUGUUGGAGAAGGAAAUGGAGGAUUUCUUUUCCACACUGGGGGAUCUGGCCCUGGGUGCGAGAACUAGUGACAUUUGAAACAGCAUGGCCUCUCAUCUGUCUGGGGCCAACACUGUAGCUGUGGUCCAGGUUUACAUUUCAGGGCCUGGUUGUCUUUAAAGGGCUCAUGUCCUCAGUGUAUCAGGACGUUCCUUCAAAAGAAGAGCUGAACAACAAAAUAAAAGGCACCAUAUUUGUGCACAUUCAGGACAAGUUGGAAGGAAAUUAAAAUGUAGAGAUGACUGAGGAAAUUCUAAAAGAAGUAAAUGUCAAACUGGGACUGACUGUGUGAUCCCUACCAGGAUGGUCUCCACAGAGAAAUGAACAGUUUAGACUUUCUUACGCAUGCUUGAAAGUGAACGUUAAGAAGAUGUGAUGAUCCUUGUGAAUAGUCCAGGGUUUGUCUUGUGAAGGCAGUAUUUUAAACAGUUCAGGUGCUUGUAACGUGAUCAGUGGAACAUAAUGCAAUUUCCCCGACAUUCUCUAUAAUGGAGAGCACUGACUUCUUCAACCACUACUUUACAAGGACACUCAGUGAAUGGAUUUUGUGCUGAAACUGCAAGACUUGUUAGAAAUGUCAAUGUUGAAUGCAGACACCUGACUGAUAUUUAUCUUUAUGGGGUAUUUAUCUCAAAGCAAUAGUUUGACAUUUUGGGAAAUACGCUGAUUUGCUUCCUUACAGACAGUUGGAUUAAAAGUUUGAGACCACUUUUAUGUCUAUAGGUCAAAUAAGGAGCUACAGCUUGCAGCUGAUUAGCCUAGCAUAACACAAAGAGAAGGAAAAGGCGAGCCUAUCUCAGCAUGACGGUAGAAAUACCCACAUCACCUCUAAAGCAAAUUAAUUAGUAUCUUAUAUCUCAUAAACUGAAAACUACAAUAUGUGCUUUUUUACAGGAGGUUACAGUCUUCAUGUUAACCCAAGCUAGCUGGCUCUAGCUUUAAUAUAUUUAGUGGUGUCAGUCUUCUUAGCUGACGUAGCUCACUUCUUAGCUAAGUUUUCUUCCCAAAAUGUCAAGCAAUUUCUUAUACUGCAGGGUCACUUCAGCCUGUAGUGGAAGCUAGCUAGUUAUUUUCUUUUUGUCCAGGCUUUGAAAAUACAAGAGUUAAAAUAGUAAUUUUUUGAAUGUGGUUUUAAUGCUGUGAGUACCAGACAUGGAAUUCAAACUGAGUGGUAGUGAUGGCCAAACUCCCACUGAUGUACUUUUCACUUUACUCUUCAAACCUGGGCAACAGAAAGUAUUUGUAUCCACUAGUUGUAAGUAUUUUAUGUCAUUUGCGUGAACUGACUCUUUAUUAACAGCGGAAGCUUUAGCAGAGGUUCCUCCACUUGCAUCUAUCCUCCUCCAUAUUUAUAAAAAAAACUUGAUUUUCCAAAACUGAAGCAUUAACAGAUGGGAUUUCUGCCAUAGCUGCCUCUAAAUCCUCCUUUGUCCUCAGGCCCUUCCAGUGCCUCUAUCGUCACCAUCCUCGUGGUUUCCAAGUCCAUUUGAUGGCAAAGCCUCAGUCUUCGGUUCUCUCCGAUCCUCACUGAUGUCAGUAUACCUUUAACGUACAGACAACGAAAACAAUUCUUCAAGCAUUUUCAUCUUUGCGCAUGCUGUCUAGUACACAGGACAUGUGGCUCAUUUACAGUACACAGUAAAUACCAAAGCUGGACCGCCUCAGCUGUUCGCUCACUACAGAUCAGAAUGGCCUGCCUGGAAGCCAUGUUGAUUUUGGCACAUGAAGCUGAACACUGCCCUCAAAGAAACAAUGGAGUUUCCUGGUUGUGCCUUCAGGGAAGUGCUUUUAAAUAGGAAAAAUGUAGUGUUGCUUGCUUGUCCAGAGAUGUAGUGCAUAUAUUCGCCCAUAGUACACACAGAGGCUGCAUUGGGUUUUUUUCAAUAUGGAACAAACUGCUGAUGAAUCCCCAGAAGGUGCCAAUUCUUGUGAAAGUGAAUUGUGAAUUGAAUGGAAGUUUUGCAUUAAGAAUGUAUCCUUGUAGUGAAUGUAAUGUGUUGUUGACGAAACCAGCCCUAAGGGAAAAAAAAUGUAAAUGAUUAACAGAGGGAGGAAAAAUUCUAAUUACAUACACAACAAUUACACCCACAUUUCUGGCUCCAGCUGGGCUGUAUGGAAGACCAAACCUGCCAUAAUCAAAAACAAAUGAAUACAUUACUUAAUAAAUAUAUUAUUAUGGAUUAAAAUGCACUAAAAAUAAUAAUCAAAAAUAUUCAUUAAUUUAUAAAAUAUUAAAUAAAUUGCCAUUACUGGCGCUUCUGUAUUUAAUAACCUUUGUAUUAAUUAGCCUAUUUAUUUACUUUUCCAUACUUUAUUUAAAUUUCAUUUUUAAAUGAAUCUCUUUGCUUUCCCUCCAAUUUAUUUAAUAACUUGUUAAUUUGUGUUUUUAAAGAAAAUUUUAACGGUAUACAAAUACAUAAAUAUAUACAUAGGCAAAUUUAAAAAUGAGUAAAUUAAUACAGAAAAGUAAAUUAAAUGAGAAUACAAAGGUAAAUAUAAACCAAAUUAAAAGUGCUAUUUUAAUUAAUUUAUUUUUGAAUAUAAUUUUUGGUACAUUUAAUGCCAUAUUAACCUUUUUUUUUUUUUUUUCACUAUCAUUUUGGCAGCUUUGGUUUUCCAUACUGCUGGUUGUGUGAUUAGGAUAAUUUCUAUUUGUUUCUAAGCUAAAUGAAGACUUGCAUAUAUUUGUGAAAAUUGCAUGUGGUUAUACUGUUGAAAAUGUUUUUUCAGCAUAUCGUCACCAAUGAGAAGGGUGUCCAGCAGUAUCAUAAAUAACUAAGUUUUAAAGGGCCUUCUGAGUGUUAUAAUAGUAAGUGGGUUUUCGGCUGGACAAUGUGACUGUUUUAUAAAGAACAAAAAGACAAUGUUAUAUUCUUUUGCACAGGUUUACAAGGUAAUUGUCCUUUAUGAACUGGUCACUCACAGUUCUGAAUAUAACAGUCUAAACUGACAGCAGGUUCUUUGAUUCCUACAGGCAUAUUUUCCUCUUCUGUAUGUCUCGUGACUAAAGCUACAUGUUUCUUAUUGCUCUGCUGAUCAUCCAUGGUGCUUAUUUAUUAUGGGUUUCCACUAUUGUAAUGAAUGGCCAUGUAUGGGAAUAAAGGUGACAAAGAUUACAUGUGA